GAGCAGUAGUUGACAAUAUAGGUAGAGCUAGCUCGCAAGGCCGAUGUAUGAAAGAACAAAAGGAUAACAACUAUUCUGGAAUUUGAGCAAAAUGAAACCCGAUGACACAAAUAGUGUGAAAAGUGUAGGCUAAGCAAGUGAUAUGCUGUUGGGGAGAGCUGAAAUGACGAAGGAAAAAAAGUUUUGGGUGUCAGACUGAGCCACUGUAGCAAUGGAGGGACAGAAAGCCAAUGAUAGCACCUUUCCUAGUCUCGAUGACUUGGAUGACUUCCUCACCAAGCAUGAUUCCAAUUUUGUGUGGCUCCUUGUAGCCACCAUUCUGUCCUGUGGAUGGAUCAUAUAUUUAACCUAUUACAACUCUCGCAACAUUGGCCUCAUCUUAACCCUCAUCAUCAACAGACUGUAUAAGGAAGGAUACAUACACAUCGGGUCCUUUUCCUUCUCUGUUCUGUCAGGGAAGGUCAUGUUCAGGGAUGUGUACUUUAUUAAUGAAGACAUGUCUAUCAGGAUACAAGAUGGCUUCCUUAUUUUUCGCUGGUGGAAAAUGUAUAACCCCAAACAGAAACAACAUGAUCCCAAAGCAGAAACCAGGCUUUACGUGACGGUGAAUGGAUUUGAGUUUCACGUCUACAACCGCACAGACCUCUAUGCCAAGCUACAGGAGAUCUUUGGACUUGAACCCACCCUCAAACCUCCCCAAAAAGACGAGGAAAAGGGAAGGGAUGAGCGAGAAAAGACCUUGGACAGUAUCAACAUGAAAGCAGAGACUCCGGACCCGUCAUCUUCAUGGAGAUCCCUUAUACCGGUCAUAAAAGUCAACAUCAGCGCUGGUCGGCUUGCGUUUGGGAACCACCACCUCCCCCAGACGUUGUGCAUGAACUUUGAGGAUGCUUUCCUGACCUAUGCCACCAAGCCACCGUCCAGCCACCUCGACCAGUACAUGCACAUUGUCAAGGGCUCCCUGGAAAACGUCCGUGUCAUGCUGGUGCCAAGCCCGCGCUACCUGGGCAUGCAGAACGACGAACCACCAAGACUGAUGGGAGAAGGGUUUGUGGUCAUGCAGUCUAACGAUGUGGACAUUUACUAUUACCAGGAUGAACCAGGCCUUGUCCCUGAGGAGCAGGAAAAUGGGGACACAGAGCCAUGUGGUGACGGCACCAAACUGCAGGACCUACCUCCAUGCUGGGGCCUGGAUAUCGUCUGUGGCAAAGGAACCGACUUCAACUACGGGCCCUGGGCAGAUAGACAAAGGGAUUGUCUGUGGAAGUUUUUCCUUCCAGCAGACUAUCAGACAAUGAAGGAAACAGAGGUUGCCCAGCCUGGCAAACCCAGACAAAUCUUGGCCUUCGAGCUACGCAUGAACAUUAUCGCAGACGCCACCAUUGACCUACUAUUCACCAAAAACAGGGAAACCAAUGCUAUCCACGUGAAUGUCGGCGCAGGAUCCUAUCUGGAAGUCAACAUCCCUAUGACUGUUGGAGAGGAUGGAUACUGUACCGCCAUCAAAGGGCAGCUCCUCCAUGUAGACACCACCAGUAGCAUGCAGUACAGGACCCUGCUGGAGGCUGAGAUGCUAGCUUUCCAUGUGAUAGCCAGUUUCCCACGAGUUUGGAACAUGCCUCAGUCGUGGCAGUGUGAAAUUGAGGUGUACAAAGCCACCUAUCACUUCAUCUAUGCCCAGAAGAACUUCUUUUCAGACCUGAUUCAAGACUGGGCCAGUGACAGUGCUCCAGACAUCUACUCCUUUGUACCCUACGCAUGGAAAUUUAAGAUCCUCUUCCAUCAGUUUGAGAUGAUCUGGGCAGCCAACCAACACAACUGGAUUGAUUGUUCCACCAAACAGCAGGAGAACGUAUAUCUGGCUGCCUGUGGUGAGACGCUGAACAUCGAUUUCACGUUGCCUUUCAAUGAGUUUGUCCCCACCACCUGCAAUACGAGGUUCUGUCUGAGGGCUGAGGACACAGACCUGCGUCUCUCCCUGCCAGACUGCCACCCCAGCAGGUACCCGCUGCUCACGUUAGCCAAAGAGUACCAGAACAGCAAGAUGCCACCUGACAUGUGCAUGCCCGGGGAGAGCCACGGAGCCCCCCCGCCUAAACUCAACAAGUCACGUUGGAGGAACAUAACCCACGCCGAAUCUGGAUGGAUCGACUGUUGGUCUGUUCCUAACUUCCUGCUCAUCAUUGAUUACACCUGGCAUCCCAUCUACCCCCAGAAGGCUGAUGAACAACUGAAACAGUCAAUAUCUGAGAUCGAGGAGUCCAUGUUGUCGGUUCUGCGCCCCCCGGAGCACGCGUCUUCCCCUCAGCCAGCCCCGUCUCCCUACACGGCUGCCUCGGCCCCCAACAGCAGAGUGCCCAUGGACCCUUCGGAGCUACCUCCAGACCGGCUCCACGUGGAGAUGGAGAUGUCCCCGGACUCCCAGCUCGUCCUGUACGGACCCCUGCUGAGGGCUCUCGUCUCCAUCAAGGAGAACUACUUUGGGGAGGAUGACAUGUACACCGACUUUGAGGAGGCGGUGUCUAGCCCUGUGGUCUCCCUCUCCACUUCCUCCGGCCUGGGCUGGUCACCGCUGGGCAUCGAGGACAGUGACAGGAGAGAGGCGGCUGCCAUCCACCCCCUGGCCCUGCGCCCCUGGGACAUCACCGUCCUCAUUAACCUCUAUAAAGUGCACGGGCGUCUGCCCAUGCACUGUGGCAGCGACGGUCCUGAAGGGCCCUCAGGCUUCCUUGAAAGGCUGUGUUUCGAGAUGAAGAAGGGCUACAAGGAGACCAUGCUUCAGCUGGUCCUGUCACCGGCACAUGUCUUCCUCAGCGACAACUACCAGCGGCCCACUGCGGACAGUGUCCUGAGGGACGGCCACCUGAGUCUGUCGGGCCUGCAGAUGCGAGCCCACGCCCUGUUCUCAGCCCAGGGUCUGCCUCUGGGCAGCGACACACUGGAGUACGCCUGGCUCAUCGACAUGCAAGCUGGGGCGCUGACGGGCAGGGUCACCGUACCACAGCUGGCCAGCGUGAUGGAGUGGGGUGAGACCUACGUCUUCCACGUGGUGUCCAGGGAGUUCCAGCUAGAACAACCCAAACCAUCGGUUAUCUGCCAACACGGGGUGGACCGCCGGGCGUGCGACUCAAAGAUGGCCUGUUUACCAGGCAACUGUCGGACGUCAGAGGAGCUCAAGUACACCAUGACGCGACUCGCUGUCGAUGGAGCAGACCUAUUUAUAGUAGAGUACGGCUGUGCAGCCAACAUCAAGACGGGCGCAAUCCGGCUCGCCAACUGCAACCUGCACAACCAGGCGGUCGGAGAGGGCAUCAGUGCAGUGGUGCAGGACGUCCACGUCUACCAGUACAUCGAACAGCAGCAGCCCCAGCAGCAGCCGCCGCCCCAGCAGCAGAUGGAUGGAGCCCGCCUUGGCCCUGGAGGUCAGGGGUCGGGGCCGGGUCAGCCCCCCGUGCUACGCCGCUCCUACUGGCUGGAGGCAGGCUCGGUCAACUUUGCCCUCAUCACGGCCGACGUGGCGCUGGCAGCCGACCACCCCGCCAAGCACGAGGUGCAGAGGAAGUUUCUGGAGCUCCACGACGCCCAAUGGAAAAGGCUAUGGUUCCUGUGGCCUGAUGAUGGUGCUGCUAAGAACAAGCGCAGCAGGAACAGGUGUGGCUGUCUGGGGGGUUGCAGGUUCUUUGGAGGCACCAAUGCUGGCCUGGACUUCUUCAGACUGGAGGAGAUGACCCCCUCCUCCAGCUCCGCCUUCUCAUCCUCCAGUACCGAUACUGACAUGUGCUACGGCCAAUCGCUGUUGCAGCCUGGCGAGUGGAUCAUCACCAAGGAGUUGCCCAAACUGGGGGAUGGUAAGGGGGGAGGGUUGAAGAAGGAAAACUGCUCUCCGGUUCUCCCUGGUCCCCCACCUGAGCUGCCGGAAAGGCGAGGUCAGCACUUAAGCUUGCAAGUGCCUCUGCGCACCCAGAGUUCAGCCUCUUCCUCCGAGGAAAAUAGUUCCUCCAGUGCAGUGCUGCCCCUGCUGGCUGGAGAGAGGGACAGCCCGUCCCCCAGCACUGAGGAAAUCAUGUUCCCUGUGAAUGGCAAGAGCACUGCAGACACCCUCGGAGAGGUUCCAGAAGGUUCCCCGAUAUCCCCCAACAGCACCCAGGAACGCUCCUCCCUCCGGUCCCCUCUCCGCUCUCCCCUCAAACGGCAGUCCUCCGUCCAGUCUGGAAGGCUGGGCAGCACCAAGAGCUUAUCCGCCGCUGUUUUCACCGACAAGCCGCCCCCUGCACUCGCUGGCGGCGUCCAGUUUAGCAGCGAGGUCUCGCGUAGCGAUGAGAAUGUCCUGGACUCGCCGCGCCAGCGCCGAAGCUAUGGCUCUUUCCCGUUCACGCCAUCGGCAGACUCCAACACCUUCCACCAGUACCGCUCGGCUGACUCCAGUAUGUCCGUGGCGGACAGCGAGGCCUACUUCUCCGCCGCGGAGGACUUUGAGCCAAUCAGCAGUGCCGAUGAAGGUCCGGGGACUUACCCAGGCCGUAAGAAGAAGAGGAGACAGCAAAUGCAACAGCCCCAGCAGCAGCCCUAUCACAUGGAGAACUACAGCCGCAGCUCCAUCUACCACAGCGUGGAGGGACCCCUCACCUACGUGCUGAACGGCGAGCUCAUCACCGAGCCGCGGCCGCUGCCCAUGCCGCCCGCCCUCCCCCCGCUGCCCGCCCAGCCCAUCCCCAGGCACACCUCGCAGGCGUCCUUCGUGUCGGCGCUGGCCAUGGAGGAGGAGGGCUCCGUCGAGGCCGAGAAGACCGCCGAGCCGGGCCUCGUGACCCGACAGCCGCACGUCAUGGCCUGCUACCAGAGCUACAUGGCCCACUACCAGGUGUCCAAUUGGUCCGUCAAGCAGCCGACCAAUAAGAGGACGUCCAAGUCCUCUCUGCACCGCCCCCUAGACCUUGACACACCUACCAGCGAGGAGAGCUCCGCCUCUUUUGAUCAACUGUCCAUUCCUAGUUUUAAGGUAGUUAAACCAGGUCUGUCCGCUAGUUCUCUACUAGACAGAGGAGUUCAACUCAUGGGAGAUACAAACUGCCCCCCAUACACCCCCCUGGAUAAGAAGGCCAUGGAGCACACCGAUGACACCACCACGGAUGACUGGACAUCUGAGCAGCCACUUGCCCAGACAAGGACCACUGCUAUCGUGGAGGUGAAGGGCGCCAUCAACGUAGUGCUCACUCCUCUGGUGGCUGAAGCUCUGGACAGGUACAUUGAGUCCAUGGUCCACUAUGCCAGUAUCCGCCACCCUGCUUCCAUUUUGGAUGACCUGCACGGAAAGGUCCUGAAUGAAGCCUACCAGAUCAGCAAGUCGACUGUAACUGAGUCUAGCACAGCCAAGCAGGAGCACAAGCUGUCCAAGUCGGAGGGCACCACCCCGGGGUUAGGCAACACUCAACAAGGCCAAACUGACCUGUCCGUCAAGCCACCAGACAACGUGAAGAUCAAGGGACUCCAAGCCAAUGUGUCCAUCCCCAAGGUGAACCUGUGUCUCCUCCAGGCCUCUGUAGAAGAGGGAUCUCCCUCCAGCUCCAGUAAGAAUGUCACCCACGUCUCCCUGGUGGCUCUGUGCUUCGACAGGAUCGCCACCCAGUUCCGCAUGAACAGGGGCAUUGUAGAGGAGAAUCCCAACGCCGCAGAGCAGGGUCGCCCUUCCGUCAUGUUUGAGAAGUACGCCUCCGCCACCAAGAUGCAGCCGCAGUCCUCCGGCUCGCUGCGCUCCAACGCGGGAAUAGAGAAGGGCAAGGAGAUUGCUGCCCGGCUCAACAUCCACCGCAUCCACAGUCAGCUCCGGGGCUUGGACUCCACUGACAUAGGCACCUGUGCCAUCACCGCCAUCCCUUUUGAGAAGUCCAAGGUGCUGUUCAGCCUGGAGGAGAUGGAGGAGUUUGCUCUGGUGGACGAGACUGAGAUGCAGGCGUCAGCGGCAGAGCUGGCCCGCACAGCCUCUCUGGAGAAGUGGGGCUGGAUCAUGUUUGAGUGCGGCAUCGAGAACCUCACCGUCAAAGGCGGCCGCCAAUCUGGCGCCGUGCUCUACAGCGCGUUUGGCGUGAUGGGUCGCUCGGACGCGGGCGCCAACACCGGCAUGUCCAAGUCGAACGGCUCGUCGGGCUCGCAGACCGGGAGCGGCUACAGCACGGACGUGUCGGACGACAACCUGCAAAACGAUGCAGCCAGCCCCGCCUCGGACGCCAACGCAAACUCGGACUCGGAAGAUCAGGACGAAGGAGUGGAGUCUGAUGACCUGAAGAAGGACCUCCCCCUCAUGCCCCCUCCCCCUGAUUCCAGCAGUAUGAAACUGACCAUAAAGGAGAUCUGGUUCAGUUUUGCCGCCCCGACCAAUGUCCACUCUCCCUCCCAAUCCAUCUCCAGGCAACUAAACCUCCUGAGCACUGCUACCCCUGCUAUCGGAGCCUGGCUUGUCCCCAUUGACCAGCUCAAAUCUUCCCUACGCAAACUGGACAUGGAGGGAACCCUACGAGUGUGUGCAGUCAUGGGCUGCAUCAUGACAGAAGCACUGGAGAAAAAGAGUAUCCACGUUCCCAUCCGAAGUAAGUACAACAGGGUGACCAAGCGAGCACGCUACCUCCACGAGAAUCCGUCCUGCAUGCUGUGCAACAUCCUGUACCGCUACCUGCAGCAGGCCAACUACUCUGUCAUAGAAGAGGCCACGAUGAACGAUGGCCUGCCCGCCUUGGUGACCUUAAAGAAAGGUCUGGUGGCCCUGGCCAGGCAGUGGAUGAAGUUCAUCGUGGUGACCCAGGGCUUCAAGGCCAUUGGCCUGAUGAGGCCCAACCAGCUGCCCAAGCCCAAGGAGCCUCUGCCCAGCCUGCCAGACCUGGGACAGGGCCUGGACAACGGGGCCGCCCUGCAGAGCGACACCAGUGCAGACGGGGCCGAGUUCGAGUUUGAUGCGGCCACUGUAAGUGAACACACCAUGCUGCUGGAUGGAGCAUGCAGUAAACCACCGCCCACGGCCGACAAAUCUGGACCCGUCAGCGGUGUUGAGAUAAUGAGGAAGCUCUCCAAGUCUCACACGCACAAUGAAUCUGGACUCAAAAUUAAGGGCUCCCACCCCUACCAGUCUCUGAGCUACACUAGCGGGGACACAGCUGCCGACUCCCCAGCCCACGUCAGCCGAGGUGCCCUGCCGGCCAAGGACAGUCCCCGGAAGGAGAGCCUGCUCAGCUAUCUGACGGGCAGCUUUCCCAGCCUCCACAACCUGCUCGAAGGGACGCCGCAGAGAAACGAGCCCACCGCCAACGCCAAGAGCAACUCUCUCACACGCACAGGAAACAGUCUAGGUACUGAUAUGCUGACAGAACACCCCCUGUUGUCUGAACCGUCCUCCGUGAGUUUCUACAACUGGAUGUCCAAUGCCGUAGGCAAUCGGGGGGUGGGCGUUACCCAGGAGUCCCCUGUCAACAGGUCCCAGCACAACAGCUUGCACACAGGUGGCACCUGUAACCUGCCCACCAUCCCCUCUGCGUCGGACUUCAACACCGUGUUGUCCAGCGACCAGAACACGCUGGACGGCACCCACUCCCAGCACUCCCAGCACAGCACCAGCCAGGACGACCUGGCCGACGUGGAGGAGGGGAAUCAGUGUCCCGCAGCCGUCCAGCUGGCAGACGCACAGGUGGUGUUCAAGCCUCUUCUGAGUCACACAGGGAUCCAGGCCCAGGACACAACUCCCCUCAGCUACAAGAUGUACUUUGGAGAGCACCUCUCCUUCUCCGGCACUCUGGAGUGUCUCCGGGCAGACAUCGUUGACUCAGACACAUCCAAGGAGCGAAAAAACAAGCGCUUGAAAAGGAAAGGCAUGGUAAACCUCCCUCCGUUGGAGUUCAAGCCCGCCCUGCUCAUCGAGACGUUCAGCCUGAACGCCGUCGUCAUGGAGAACUCCACCAGCGCCCCGCCGGGCUCCGCGGCCGCCGCGCCCCUCUCCUUCCACGACCUCAACCGCCGCCAUUACAACACGUUCCACUGCGACUUCACCAUGGCGUGCCAGGCCAUCAGCCAGCGCGUGGACAUGGCCCUGGUGCGCCUCAUCCACCAGUUCAGCACCAUGAUCGACGACAUCAAGGCCACGCAGACCGACAUCAAGCUCAGCCGCUACACCGCCGGCUCGGCCUCGCCCACGCCCACCUUCAAGGCGCGCCCUUAUCGGCACUUCAGGUCGUCGGACUUCAGCCGGAGUUCCAGGGGGAGCCUGAACGGGGCGGGGCGGAGCGGGGCUACCCAGAAGAGCAAGAGGGGGAUGGGGGGCGGGGAAGGAGGCAGAGGGGCGGGCGGAGGUUUGCCAUCGAACGGCCCCCCGUCGGGGGCGGACACACUAGGGAGGAGGGAGCCGAGAGGAAGGACCUCUCUGGGACGCUCGGAGCGACGCACAUCCAAGGUCUCGAGGAAGGGCUCCCGGGAUGUCGCGGACCACAUGGCCAUCCAGAUGGACGACUCGGACUCCAUCACGGUGUCGGAACAGAGCGAGCCGUCGGCCGAGUGCUGGCAGAAUAUGUACAAGCUGCUCAAUUUCUACUCCCUCAUCUCCGAUCCCACCGGCAUCUUGGAGAAGAGUUCCCCUGAGAACUGCCUCUCAGAUCGCGGUCGCAGCCCGUCAGAGCCUCUGUGUCGCGUGAUCUAUGAGAACGAGCAGCAGGAUCCCACCACCCCCAACAAGCCCUCUGGGGCCGGGGGGCGUCGGCGCAGCCUGGUGAGCUCAGAGCCACAGCACGUGACCCUGAUCGUGUUUGGGAUCGGCAUGGUCAACCGCACCCACCUGGAAGCCGACAUCGGGGGCCUCACCAUGGAGGCGGAGCUGAAGAAGAUCCACGGCAGUUUCACUCUCAAGGAGAAAAUGAAAGACAUUCUGCACCAGAAGAUGACAGAGACGUGUGCGUCGGCUCACAUCGGAGGCGUUAACAUCGUGUUGCUGGAGGGAAUCACACCUGACAUCCAACUGGAGGAUUUCCCUACAUCUCCUACCAGCACAGCCAAACAAGAAUUUCUAACCGUGGUUAAGUGCAACAUCGCUAAGUCGCAGGCCCUCUACAGUGCCCAGCGCGGCCUGAGGACCAACAACGCUGCCGUGUUCAACGUGGGAGCCGUCAUGAUCAACAUCCCCCAGCACCCGGCCACGCUGCACAGCAUGAUGGUCCGCAGCUCCCACCAGCUCUCCAAACAGAUCUCCGACCUCAUCCGCCAGCCAGCUAACAUUCCACCACCUACCAGAGAGGACACCCCCACCCCCCAGCCGUCAGACAAAAGCUCCAGCAUCAACCAGACCCCAGUGGAGGCCAACGAGUUCCCCCAGCUGCCCGAGGGCCUGGAGAAGAAACCCAUCGUGCUCAAGUUCAGCGCCAUGAUGGACGGCAUCACCAUCGGAGCCGCGCUGCUUCCCUCCCUCAAAGCCGAGUACAAGAUGGGUCGCAUGAAGAGUCACGGCAUGACAGGAGCCCAAACCCGGUUUACCUUUGAACUGCCCAACCACAAGCUGUGCUUCCAGUCCAAGGUGUCUCCUGUGGAUAUGUCCACCAUGCCCCCAUCAGCUAGCCUCAACCUUCCCCCAGUCACCAUGUCAGGAGAGUACAUCAUGGAGGAACAUGAGAGUCACUCGGACCAGGGCUGGGCCCAUGAUGACUUUCCCCCCAAGCAGGGCAACUACCUCCAGGGCAACUACCUUAGCUGCGAGGCCGAGGUUGGCUCAUUUGAGCACAACCUGACCACGGAUCUCCUAAACCACUUGGUGUUUCUACAGAAGGUCUUCAUGAAAGAGGUCAAUGAGGUCAUCCAGAAAGUCUCAGGUGGAGAGCAGCCCAUCCCUCUUUGGAAUGAGCAUGAUAUCUCAACUGAUGCUGAUAAGCCUAAGAUUCUUCUCUAUUCACUCAAUCUCAAGUUUAAGGGUGUUCAGAUGACGGCUACCACGCCAUCAAUGAGGGCAGUUCGCUUCGAGACAGGCCUUAUAGAGCUGGAACUGUCCAAUAGGAUCCAGUGCAAGGCCGGUGGCAGCAGCAGCUAUCUUAAGCUGUUUGGCAAAUGCCAAGUGGACUUGAAUCUGGCUUUGGGACAGAUUGUGAAACACCAGGUAUAUGAGGAGGCAGGUUCCGACUUCCAUCAGGUAGCUUACUUCCGCACUCGAAUUGGCUUGAGGAAUGCCUUUCAGGAGGAGAUCAGUGGCUCCUCAGACAAGGAGGCCGUCCUCAUCACACUUAACCGACCAAUCGUGUUUGCUCAACCCGUGGCCUUUGACAGAGCCGUGUUGUUCUGGCUGAACUACAAAGCAGCCUACGACAACUGGAAUGAGCAGCGUCUGGCCCUCAACAAAGACAUCCACAUGGCCACCAAGGAGGUGGUGGACAAGCUGCCGGGCAUCCAGCAGACUUCAGCCCAAGCCUUCAGCACCCUCUUCCUGCAGCUCACUGUCAAUGAUCUGGGCAUCUGCCUGCCUAUCACCAACACUUCACAGAAAGGACAUGUACCACUUAUCGAAGGCAUCCGCUGUGAAGCCGGGGCCAGCAGUUCUGUAGGCCAGAAAAAAUAUGCAAGAAAAGCCAACCACAGCAUUGACUUUGACACAGGCUCCGCCCUCGUGCUGACCAUCGAGAGCACGCUGAUCACUGCUUGCUCCUCAGAGUCGCUCGUCAGCAAGGGCCAUUUCAAGAACUUCUGCAUUCGCUUUGCGGAAGGCUUCGAGACAUCCUGGGACGACUGGAAACCUGAGCUCCGUGGAGACAUGGUCAUGAAUGCAUGUGUUGUCCCAGAUGGUACUUAUGAAGUAUGCUCCAGAACCACAGGCCAACCGUCUGCAGAAAGCAGCAGCGCUGGUACCUGGACGCUAAAUGUGCUCUGGAAAAUGUGUGGUAUUGACGUCCACAUGGACCCCAAUAUUGGCAAACGGCUAAAUGCCCUGGGCAACACUCUGACCUCCUUGACUGGCGAGGAGGAUGCGGAUGACAUCGCCGACCUCAACUCCAUCAACAUGGCCGACUUGUCGGACGAAGACGCGGCCGAUAGAAUGUCACCCACCAUGCACAUGAGUCCAGAGGGAGAAUUCAACCCACGUCUUACGUUAAGGAAGCGCCUGGUAAAUCACAUCCUAGGUCUGAGCCCUAGACCUCAGAGUGUCUCGAGCCCAGCAGACUACCUUAAUGUCACGUCAACCCUACCUCACCUCAGAAGACACAGGGGCGAGUCAGGGGCCCCCAGACCCCUCUCCUGGGGAUGUGAGCCCUUAGAUCCCAGAAGGCAGAUGUUGGUGGGCAACCAGGUUGUGGAUGCUCGAGGUCGGAAGUUCACGAAGAGGCUGGUGGACAUCCGAGAGCUGAACGAGCAAGCCAAAGUGAUCGAUGACCUCAAGAAACUGGGAGCUAGUGAGGGUACCAUCAACCAGGAGAUCCAGCGCUACCAGCAGCUGGAGUCAGUGGCUGUCAAUGACAUCAGAAGGGAUGUGCGCAAGAAACUACGACGCUCCAGCAUGAGGGCGGCGUCUUUAAAGGACAAGUGGGGCUUGGGCUACAAGCCCAGUUACAACCGCUCCAAGAGCAUCUCCACAGCUGCUGCAGGCAGGCCUCCGCUGAAACGCAUGGAGCGCCAAAGUUCCAGAAUAGGAGACGUGGAUGAUUUUCCCGACAUCAGAGUGGACGCGUCCUCCCCUGGUCCCAGAGUCACUUUCAACAUCCAGGACACGAUAAAUAAUCCGGCCUUGGAUCCCACAAACCCACCUGUCAGUCCAGGAGAGGUGUUCAAGUUUCCGGAGGAGACAGAGAUGGAUUUGUUGUCCAUCACUACUGACGAGCCACUCCAUCCUCAUCAUACUCACCAUCAUCACUUCCCAUCCGUUAGUGAGGGGCAGUACCCCGUGUUCAGUGCCCCCGCCAGCCCUGCUGUCUUCUCACCCGCCAUUCCCUUCCAGCACGAGGACAUGAGACGCGACGAGCUCUCGUCGUCGUCAUCGGACGACUCGGAAAAGGAGGAAGAGUUUGAUCGAGAGAAGCCAGCCAGCUACUUCCGAAGGCCCGUACAAGCGCCACACAGGAAAGCGACAGGCUUUGCGGCCGUCAGCCAGUUGUUCAGCGAGCGCUGGCCCGGGACCCCCACCAACCGCAGCUUAAUGGGUCCGCCCACAGAGAGGAACAUCGACUUUGAGUUGGACGUGCGUGUGGAGAUUGAUAGUGGCAAGUGUGUGCUGCACCCCACUACCCAGCAGCCCGAGCACGAAGACAUCACCUUUAAAAGGAGUUGUGACCGCAGCCUUAGGAGUCUGGAACAAGAGUCUCCACCUAAAAAGAAAAAGCUGCAGCCCAACAGCUCCACCACUCACCUUUUGGCAGGCAAAAAGGUGCCCUCCUCCCUGCAAACCAAAUCCAGUGACCAGGAAACCACUGUCUUUUACAUUCCUGGAGUAGACGUUAAGCUACACUACAACUCUAAAACACUCAAAACGGAGUCACCCAACGCCUCGCGAGGAUCUUCCCUGCCCCGCACCCUUUCCAAAGAAUCCAAGCUGUAUGGUAUGAAAGAUAGCUGCCCUCCCAAUGCUGCCCAAAGCAAGACUAACUCUCUCCUACCUCCCCCACCCCCACCUCUACCAUCAGCCAAAGGCAAGAGUAGCGGUGGGGUGAAGACAGCCAAGCUUUAUGCUUGGGUGGCUCUCCAGACCCUACCAGAGGAAAUGGUUAUCAGCCCCUGUCUGUUGGACUUUUUGGAAAAAGCUUUGGAAACCAUUCCCAUCACCCCUGUGGAUAGGAAUUAUACAGCUAUGAACAACCAGGAAGAGGACAUGGGUCAGUUUGACCCUGUGGAUCCACUAGAGGAGUCCACGACCUCCCUGGUGUCCUCCUCCACCUCUGCCUACUCCUCCUUCCCGGUGGAUGUUGUGGUCUAUGUCAGAGUACAGCCCUCUCAGAUUCGCUUCAGCUGCCUGCCCAUGUCCAGGGUGGAGUGUAUGCUGAAACUGCCUUCUCUAGACCUGGUUUUUUCCUCCAACCGAGGAGAACUCGAGACAACCUCAAGCUCUCACCCCGCCGACGGGCCUCACCCACCCUCCUCGACACCCCCUGGCCCCCCACACAUUCUCAAACCACCUCCAAACAAGGGGGCUUCUCCAUUGCUGGGCAGCCCCCUAGGAAGGAGCCGACACAGCAGCAGCCAAUCAGACCUCACCGGCCCCCCUACCAACUCGUCAGGUCUUAGCUUCACCGCCUGCAUGUCAGAUUUCUCCCUCUACGUCUUCCAUCCCUACGGUGCUGGGAAGCAGAAGUCUGCUGUUACGGGGCUGCCCCCAGGUCCGGGACCCCUAGGCACAGUUGAUGAAGAGCCUUCAUCUGUUACUGGGAGGAAGGACUCUCUGAGCAUCAACCUGGAGUUUGUCAAAGUCAGCCUGUCCAGAAUGAGACGCACUGGGGGGCCCACCUUCAUUGAAAGCUUCAUCCCUGGAAAAGGAGGCAAAAUGGACACCACCCUUAUCAACAUCUCUGCGGUGUGUGACAUUGGCUCCGCCUCCUUUAAGUACGACAUGAGGCGUUUGAGCGAGAUUCUGGCCUUCCCCAGAGCCUGGUACCGCAGAAGCAUUGCCCGGCGCCUGUUCUUGGGUGAUCAAACCAUCAACCUGGCAGCCUCAGGUCCAGCCACCCCAGAAUCUAUGGAGAACAUGACCCAGCACCUGUCCCCCGAAUCAAGCCGCAAAGCCUACUGGAGGACCUGGGAUGGCAGCACAGGAGGGCAGCACAUACCCCAGUCCCCGAACGUGUUUUCGGACCACACCACGGGGAGCUCUGGGGGUCUGGCACACCUCAAAUCCCCGGCCCCUGCACGCACACGAAGCGUGUCCGACUCCUCGGCCCCAAGAAGAGACUCUGUCACUAAGACCUCCACGCCAUCGUUCAAUAAAAAUGGCAAAACAGCCGGCCAGCAGGGGACACCGUGGGAAACGCUGGUGGUGUUCGCCAUCAACCUGAAACAGCUCAACGUCCAGAUGAAUAUGAGUAACGUCAUGGGCAACAACAAUUGGACAACGAGUGGACUGAAGAGCCAGGGCCGCCUUUCAGUGGGCAGUAACAGAGACAGAGAGAUUAGCAUGUCCGUGGGCCUUGGCCGCUCCAAACUCGACUCCAAAGGCGGCGUGGUGGGCGGCAACAUAGACGUGAACACUCUGGAGAUGGUCUCUCACAUUUCAGAGCACCCGAACCAGCAGCCCAGCCACAAGAUUCAGAUCACCAUGGGCUCAACAGAGGCCCGUGUGGACUACAUGGGCUCCAGCAUCCUAAUGGGUGUCUUUAGCAAUGCUGACCUGAAGCUUCAAGAUGAGUGGAAGGUUAAUCUCUCCACAGUGGAGACCAGCCUAUCAGAGAAAAGGUACAGUGGUGACACUGUGAAGGAUAGCCAAUCAGAAAAAAGUGAGAUCUUUGUCCAUGGGGACCUUCAGUGGGACAUCUUCCAGGUGAUCAUCUCACGCUCCACCACUCCGGACCUCAUCAAGAUCGGAAUGAAACUCCAGGAGUUCUUCACCCAGCAGUUUGACACCAGUAAGAGGGCUUUGUCCACAUGGGGGCCAGUCCCUUACCUGCCACCCAAGGCCCCCAUCAUCAACAUUGAGAAAGGAGCAGCUGAAUUAUACAUGGAUGCCGCCCACCACCGCCACUGGCCUGGGGUGUUGAAGGUCAUCGCCGGCUGCCACAUCUCCCUUUUCCAGAUGCCCCUCCCAGAGGACGCUGUGCAACUUGGUGGCUCAAUGAGUCUUCAUGGCAACCACAUGACCCUGGCCUGCUUCCAUGGACCUAACUUCCGCUCCAAGUCGUGGGCACUAUUCCACUUGGAGGAGCCCAAUAUUGCCUUCUGGACUGAGGCACAGAAGAUAUGGGAGGAUGGCUCCAAUGAUGACUCUACCUACAUUGUGCAAACACUGGAUUUCCAUCUCGGUCACAACACCAUGGUGACUAAACCCUGUGGCGCCCUGGAGAGCCCUAUGGCUACCAUCACCAAAAUCACUCGCCGCCGCCACGAGAACCCUCCGCAUGGAGUAGCUACAGUCAAAGAGUGGUUCAACUAUGUCACGGCUAUGAGAAAUGAAGAGCUGAACCUGCUCCGAAACGUGGAUGCCAACAAUCAGGAGAGCGGAGCAGCGGCCAAGAGCUCCAGCCUGCUCAGCAGCUUCAGAGGCUCCUCCAGCUACAACCACGAGACAGAGACCAUCUUCGCCCUCCCCAGGAUGCAACUGGACUUCAAGUCCAUUCACGGACAGGACCCAGAAGAGCCCUCGCUAACUGAUUCCAACAGCAAGCCCACGGUGGAGUGCAGUGUGGUAACUGAGUUCACCGACCACAUCUGUGUCACCAUGGAUGCUGAGCUGAUCAUGUUCCUCCACGACUUAGUAUCUGCAUACCUUAAAGAGAAAGAGAAAGCACUUUUUGCCCCGCGUAUCUUUGCGGCUCGGCCGGGACAGAAGAGCCCCACAGCCGUCCAUGGUGAAGAUUCAACUGACAAGGACAAUGAAGACGGCAUCAACUACACAACAGUGGACUGGAGAGAGUUCAAGUGCAACACAUGGCAUCUAGAGCCAACCCUCAGGCUAAUCUCCUGGACAGGAAGGAAGAUUGACCCCGUUGGUGUGGAUUACAUCUUACAAAAACUGGGCUUCCACCAUGCAAGGACUACAAUUCCAAAAUGGUUGCAGAGGGGAGUGAUGGACCCCUUGGACAAGGUCCUCUCUGUCCUUAUCAAGAAGCUUGGCACCGCGCUGCAGGAUGAGAAGGAAAAGAAAGGAAGAGACAAAGAGGAACAUUAAACUCAAGCAUACAAGUGUUUUAUAAAUGACCCCUUUAACACUUAAUAAUACCUGGAACCAUGGGAUCAAUUCUUCGUUACUGUACAUUACCCCUGUCAUACCGGUUUAUUGCAAAGCCGAGCUGAGUAUAGAUGUUUAUUGUGGUGCAUGCCACUAUGAGUUUUGACUGAAACAUUUUGCACCCUUGUUGCUUUGUGUAUUUUAAAGAAAAUGGCAAAUUAAGUUUCAUAUGGCUGCUCUUAUGUGAUAACCCCCUGCCGAAACCAACUUAGUUUCAUCUCAUACAUGCUGUACAUGUUAUCAGAACAAAGUAGCUGGAGUUGUGAAAUUACGUGUACAAUGAAUAGACAAAUUAUAAAUUUGCCGUGCACAAUUUUGCCAUUUUGUGUAAUAUUUUAGAUGCAUUUUAGAGGGAUGUAAUAGAAAAUGAUUUGCAUCAAACAUUUUGUGUGUCAGCUACUGAAUUGUAAAGAUGCAAUACAAUUUUAUUUUAUUUAUUUAUUGGUUUAAUCUUUAACCUGUUACCUGGGUGUUUCAGUAUUUUAUUUUUAAUAUGUGCAAUAGACCAGUGUAUAUAAAAUAACUGUGAAUUUCUUCAAUGUGAUUUUCUUAACCUAAUAAAAUCAUUGCCAUCCAAUUGUA
Osmerus eperlanus (European smelt) is the source of this 16453-nucleotide messenger RNA. Its product is annotated as KIAA1109 ortholog. The record is from RefSeq and is a predicted model, not a curated record. Bases 212 to 15811 code for a protein of 5199 amino acids. NCBI's taxonomy places the organism in Eukaryota, Metazoa, Chordata, Actinopteri, Osmeriformes, Osmeridae. Gene Ontology annotation, biological process: synaptic vesicle endocytosis. The transcript has 92 exons.